Molecule: messenger RNA, 3304 nt
Organism: Girardinichthys multiradiatus
Lineage: Eukaryota; Metazoa; Chordata; Actinopteri; Cyprinodontiformes; Goodeidae
Product: scavenger receptor cysteine-rich type 1 protein M130-like
Exons: 11
Coding region: 53-2617 (854 amino acids)
Cellular component (GO): membrane
Source: RefSeq, a predicted model, not a curated record
UCUGAUAAAGAGAGGAGCUGAGGUAAAACUUCACAUUUUAAGCAAAGGGAACAUGGAUGGCAAAGUGCUGAUGUUGCUUCUGUUGCUCUGCAAUUCAGUGUUGCCUGACAAAUUCCGGCUGGUUGAGGGGCCCAGCCAUUGUGCUGGCACACUGCAGCUGAGGGAUCAAGAAAACUGGAAACAAGUGCAAGACAUGGAAUUCGUCUGGAACUGGACCAUGGCAGCUGAAGUGUGCAGACAGCUCGACUGCGGAUCUUUGGUGGCAAUAACAAGAAAUAAUUAUAAGGAUUGGUCCGAUUUCAACAUGGAAAUCACCUGUUCAGAUACAGUCAGACUGGGAAAUGGGAUCAGUCUGUGCUCGGGAAUACUGGAGGUGAAGUCUGACCAGCUUAACCAGUCGUGGAUCUCAGUAAAUAUGGAUGGUUUUGGCCAGAGGGAUGCAGAUAUGGUCUGCAAGGAACUUGGCUGUGGACCUGUUUCAGUCCUCCUGGGAAAGCCCUAUGUAAAAGCUCAUGCAUUAGCAUUGAGCGUCAAAUGUACAGGCAUCAAAGCUGCUCUGUCAGAAUGUUUCAGCUCUGUCGGGAAUUACUCUGGGAAAGCAGUUGGACUCACCUGUUUAGAACCCAAGGGCAUCAGGCUGGUUGGAGGAGACAGCCGGUGUGUCGGCACUCUGCAGAUGAAACACAGAGGUGAAUGGAAACCAGUGUAUAAGAAGGCUUGGACUCUAAGGUUUGCAGGUGAAGUGUGUAAACAGCUGGACUGUGGCUCUCCGCUUUCAAUCACAAGAGAAACAGUGAGGUCAAGAAGAGUUUUUUGGGAUCUGCAUGACUGCAAUGGACCUUCUAUGACAGAUUGUGUCAAAGGGAUUGUGUAUUCCGAGCAUUUUACAAAGAUAACAUGCUCAGGCUCUGUCAGACUUGUUCAUGGUAGCAACCACUGUUCAGGAAGACUGGAGGUGAAGUUGAAUGAGUUGUGGUCCUCAGUGUGUGACGAAGGCUUUAAUCAGCAGGAUGCAGAGGUUGUCUGCAGGGAAAUUGGCUGUGGGCCUGCUUCAGUCAUAAAGAGGAUACAUUAUGGAAAAGUGGAUGCUCCAAUAUGGAAAAAGGAGGUUCAUUGUAGCGGCAACGAAUCUUCUCUCCUGAACUGUGAAAGAUCAUGGCUUAGAAAAAGUACCUGCCCUAGUGAUUCCAAAGCUGUUGAACUCACCUGUUCAGACCCUGAAGUCAGACUGGUGGGAGGAACUGGUCGUUGUGCUGGUUACAUAGAAAUAAAAAAGUUUGGACAGUGGAGAGCAGCAGAUGAUAAAGACGAAAUCUGUGACUGGACUCUGAAGCAAGCAGAUGUCAUUUGUCAAAGGCUUGACUGUGGCAUGUCUGUUUCAAGACGACUCAGCCUACAUUCACCAAAACAAUCAUUUUUUCAGAUAGACUUUUCCUGCACUCAGACUCUGGAAUGCAUGAAAUUGGAGUCUUUUUAUAGUAUUUUCAGAGUGGAGAUUACCUGCUCAGACUCCAUCAGGCUGGUCAACAGUUCUAACCAGUGCUCAGGCAGACUGGAGUUGAAAAUGAAUCAGUUGUGGUCCACGGUGUGCGAAAAGGACUUUGACAAACAAGAUGCAGAGGUUGUCUGUAGGGAGAUUGGCUGUGGGCCUCCUGUAAUUCUCCAAGGGGCACUCUUUGGAGGAGAGGAGGCUCCCCUCAAAAGAAGGGCAUUCCAGUGUGAAGGCAACGAGUCAUCUCUUCUGGACUGUAGAGGUUCAGGCUCAGCUACUACGUGCUCACCUGAAAACGUUGUUGGACUCACCUGCUCAGAUUACAUCAGGUUGGCAGGAGAGACGAGCCGCUGCGCUGGGACUCUGGAGAUGUUAUACCAGGGACAGUGGAAACCGGUGGUUGACAAGUUUGAUCUACUGGGAGAGAAGCUGACUCAUUCUGUGUGUGCUGAGUUGGGUUGUGGGGCUUUUGUGUCAGCAAGAACAGAGGAGAAACAAAUGAGAUCUGUAUGGUGGAUCACGUCUAUCUGUGUAGAGUCAGGAAAUAAACUGCGAGAGUGUGGAACCCUGAAUGAUGACAUUCACGAUACCAGCAUUGAAGUGAUAUGCUCAGAUUUGUUGGUUGAGCCACACAUCUCUCUCUUUUUCUACUCUGAAGAGGUCCGUGCACCCACCAACCAAACGUUGGGCAUCCCCAUAGGCUCAGCAUUUGCCAUCAUGUGUUCCAUCAAACCACAGUAUCAAGCUGGUUCCUUCGAACUUGUCUUAAGCUCCUCCACCUCAAGGGAAAGCUUUACCUUGCCAGCUGUCAACCACUCCACGCUCUUCCUAUUUUCUGCUGCUAACCAUAAACACCAAGGGACCUACAGCUGCAUUUAUCACGCCUAUGUUUUCUCCCAUAACUUCUCUUCUGUGAGCCAGCCCAUUUGUCUCACUAUCUCAGCUGAGUUCAUCAUCAGACCAUUUGUCGUCCUGAUGGUUAUGAUGGCAUCAAUCCUCAUUCUUUACUGUUAUUUUAAGGUCUGCAGCUGUCAAAUGUCAGAACAAGAGAAAAAUCGGUAUCUUGAAGAUUGCAGUACCAAAAGCUACCUGAAGGAGGAGACUGCAGUCUCCAGUAACAAGUAGAAAAGGAUCUGCUUGUGGUGUUUGAAAUAGGAAUGGUGACAUGUUUUACGCAGUGACAGCUAACAUACCCUAUAUUUAUAUUAGUAGCUAUGGUUACCACAAAGUUACUUCAAAAUAGGACUAAUUUUUAUCACUUUUAAUUUUAUUAUGUAAUACUGUUACUAAUUAAACUUUUUUAUAGCUAAAUACUAAUUGCAGUUAAAGCUGCAGAGAAAAAAAUCCAUUGUUAUCUUCACAAAUAGACGAAGAACAGCAUCUGAUUUACUCUGGGUAUGCUUUUUCAGAAUGGAGUUUAAAUAGGUCCAGUUGUGUGAUUCAUAGAUUUUUAAGUCAGCUGAUCAGAAGUCAAGGUAGGUUAAACAUGUCAUGAAACUAAGAUGAAAAAUCAACUUCUUUACUCCGGCAGAGUAUUAGGGUUCAUUUAUGUUUGGUAAAAUAGUUACUGUAGGGUUUUAAAAUAAUGUUUUUAUUUCCUGAAAAGCAGUCAAAUUCUCCUAUCCUACAACCAUGUCAUGGAAAUAGUCAUUUUUCUUUUUUUUCAGUUGUAAUGCUUAUAAUUCAAAUAAAAUUGUCAUUCUGUAUCAAUUUAUGUUUGGUGAGUUGCUGUAAAACAACAAACACUGAUGUAAAAACAAGGAAAUUUUUUCUGUCAUAUUUUUAAUAAAUUUUAUUUUAUGUUACAAUUAA